Frieseomelitta varia is the source of this 972-nucleotide messenger RNA. RefSeq names its product gem-associated protein 8-like. Lineage: Eukaryota; Metazoa; Arthropoda; Insecta; Hymenoptera; Apidae. The coding region runs from base 167 to 901 and encodes 244 amino acids. Gene Ontology annotation, biological process: spliceosomal snRNP assembly. The transcript has 2 exons. Gene Ontology annotation, cellular component: SMN complex. The record is from RefSeq and is a predicted model, not a curated record.
UGCUUGUAUUACAACAUAAAUGGAAGAUCUAAUUUGUGUUCAUGUUUGUAAGAGGUUGUAUUUGGAUGUCUCGUCGAUCAUAAUUUCCGUGGUUUUGUAUAAAUUUGUUAACAAUGAUAUUUUUAGUAUCAUAAUUUCUUUUUUCAUUUAACAAACAGUGUAAGAUAUGGAAUUUGUUUGUCUAAAGCGCGGAAAAAAUCGGAGGAAGAGGAAAAAUUUGAAAAAGCAACGUCGUGAACAAAUAAAAUUUGAGGUUAAGUUUGCUAAACGUCGAGGAUUUAUUUCAGAAAGUAAUAAUAGUUUUGUUGCUAGAGAAAAGUUAAUUGUCAAUACGAUGCAAGCUAAUUCUUUUUGGGAAAAUUAUACAGCUGCUCAAGAAUGGCAAAAAAGACAUAGCAUAACUUGGUGGAGGACUCGAUGUAUUGCUUUGGAAUAUGAAAAUCAAAUAUUAAGAGAUAAAUUGAAAUCUUUGAUACCAAGAAUUUGUAAUCAAAAUGAUCAGCAGCAUGACUCGCAUAAAAGAAAAAGGAGUGGAUAUAAACAUCAGGAUGUAAUAGAAGAAUGUGAAGAUACUAGAUCUAACGAAGAAGCAGAAAAUUUAGAAUUUCAUGUAGAUGAAGAAAUGAUGAGUUUUCUAGAACAAAGUAUGAGACAUAAAUUUGAAUUGAGAAAAUUAAGAGAAUCAGAAACACUUACUAAGAAAAGAGAAGAGGAAGAAGAAAAUAUAAGUAUCCAAGGUGGAGCUGCAUGGAUGCAAGCAAGAAAUAGUAAUGCAAAAUUAUUAUAUGGCGAAGCUAGCUCUACGAUAUUAGCAAUGGAAACUGCUCUUCAAGCUACAGUUGAUAGACACAAAGAUAAAGCAAAGCCUCAAUAUUGGCCAAUCAUUCCUUUAAAACCAUAGACAUAAAGAUCACGUACAUUUAAAUAUAUAUUAUGUAAAGAAUUAAAUAUAAUGAUAAUUUUUCAUGAUAA